Molecule: messenger RNA, 1779 nt
Organism: Panicum hallii
Lineage: Eukaryota; Viridiplantae; Streptophyta; Magnoliopsida; Poales; Poaceae
Product: transcription factor bHLH121
Exons: 6
Coding region: 162-1289 (375 amino acids)
Biological process (GO): intracellular iron ion homeostasis
Molecular function (GO): protein dimerization activity; DNA-binding transcription factor activity
Source: RefSeq, a predicted model, not a curated record
AUCCGCGUGUGUGGAGCACGAGCCCCUCCUCUUCUGCAGGCUGCAGCGGGCCCAACCUGCCUGACUCUGCGACUGCUCCCUGCGCGCACGCCACGGGAAGCGAGGUGACCACGCGCCCCCCGCCCUGCCCACCUUCACACUCCUGUUUUCCGUACGGCACCAUGGAUCCGCACGGCCGUCAGACGCCGGAGGAUGGCUUCUUCCACCCGCGCGACGCCGACCUCAGUCAAAGGACAGAGUGCAAAGCCCAAGGUCCGUCUUCCACGCGCAAGGUACAAAAGGCUGAUCGGGAGAAGAUGCGAAGAGAUAAAUUAAAUGAGCAGUUCCAGGAAUUGGGAAACACACUUGGGAAAACCUUGUUAAGUCUUAUGGGGCCUAGUGAUGUUGAAAGUUCAUUUAUGUGGUAUUUCAGCAUACAGAGUGCCAGAAUGCACUGUUUGAAGAGGACAAGUGCUGGGUGGGUCGGACUAGUAAAACAUUUUGGUUUUGACAAAUAUCAAGAUCCAGACCGCCCCAGGAAUGAUAAGGCGACUAUCCUUGGUGACACAAUCCAGAUGCUGAAAGAUUUGACUUCUCAGGUGAACAAGCUGAAAGCUGAAUACACAUCACUUUCUGAAGAAGCACGUGAGUUGACACAAGAAAAGAACGAGCUUAGAGAUGAGAAAGCUUCACUGAAAUCUGAGGUUGAUAAUUUGAAUAACCAGUAUCAACAACGGAUGAGGGUGUUGUACCCAUGGGCUGGAAUGGAGCCUUCUGUAGUUAUUGGGCCACCUCCAGCAUAUCCCUACCCAGUCCCACUUCCCAUACCCUCUGGUUCUGUACCCAUGCAUCCGCAGCUGCAGGCAUAUCCCUUUUUCCGUAGUCAAACUUCUGGAACAAUCCCCAAUGCAUGCACCCCUUACAUGGCAUAUACUCAACCCUGUCAUCCUCCCAAUGAUCAGCCAUCUAACCAACUUAAUAGCCCAGUUGCCCAUUCAAGUAGUCAUCGGUCUAACUCUCCUGGACGAGACUGUAGAAGCAAGUCAUCUACAUUGCAGCAAGUAAGCUGUGGAGUGAGAAGUACUGGCGUUGGUGAUGUUGCAACUGAUCUGGAACUGAAAACUCCUGGUUCUUCAGGUCCCUCACAUUCAGAGAUCACUAACAAGGAUGCCUCUUUUGACUCGAAAACAAAGAAGCAAUGCAUAAAGCAGAUUAAUGGUAGCACUCUCACAGAAGGCACCAGUUCAAGCAGAUGCUCUUCCAGUGGCCCCCCAGAUGUCUCUAAUAGUGUUGGAGAUGGAUGUCUCUAAUAGUGUUGGAGAUGCAGUACAAAAUGUAGACAAUUAUAGAUUGAGAAAAGAUCUCUUCUAAGCUCCAAUUAGUCAGGCGUCAGCAUAUAUGUGAUGUAAUUUGUUGUUGUUUCUAGCUUUUCUACAUGGAAAUGCCCAGUUCCUAAUGUCAGAGGACUGGACAAACUGAGAAGCCUAUUGAGUCAGUGGAACGGUUCCAGUUAGGAGCGCUAUCCUCAUGUUUGUUAGUGGACAAAAGCUUGCUGAGAAAACGAAGAGCAAAAGCAUAGGCUGUUGCCUUCUACGAUGAUUCAAAAGGAUUUCAAGGAUUUGAUAUGCCAGCCAUGCAUUGCAGGGCUUCGGUUUUAGAUAAAUAUUUAUCGAUAUCAUGAUUCUAGUACCAUUGUAUAGUUCUUUCUGGAGUAGAGUUUUCAUAUGAAUUUCUGUCUCAAAUAAGUGGAUAACCUGAUAUUAACUAUAUUAUAUGUCGUGGCUUGACUUGCUCUGUCAA